Molecule: messenger RNA, 423 nt
Organism: Coniosporium apollinis CBS 100218
Lineage: Eukaryota; Fungi; Ascomycota; Dothideomycetes
Exons: 2
Coding region: 1-423 (140 amino acids)
Source: RefSeq, a predicted model, not a curated record
AUGUGGAGGAUAGGGAAGGCGCUCACGGACCCGGUUAAGUCGCCGCCCGUUAUGGUGUUCUACGGCGCGACCGGACACGAGGGCAAGAGCAUGCUCGCCACCAACAUCACGAGGAUACUCGGCGACGCGGUGAGGUGGCUCAGCAAGGACUUGUUCGGGUUCAAGGGCGCGCGGCCGGAGGCGGACAUGGCCCUAUGCGAGAAGCGGAUCCUAGUGUGCGACGAGUGUAAGCCCAAGGACCGCUUCUCGUACAACAACAUUAAGAGGUGGACGUCCGAGGCCCUAAUCGCAAUGAAGGAAUUGGUCGGCUACCUCUGCCAGAGCGCGAUUAUCGUAACGAACGAGAUCCCUCUCUACGAGAUCACCGACACACCUGCCAACGAUGAUUCACCAGCAUCCUCCAAGGUGCAGCUUUUCUUCUAA